AUGUCAUCGACAACAAAAUCGUUUUUAAUCAAAGAUAUUCUUUCGGAAAAUUGUGAAUCAACAUCUUCUGAUGAAAGCAAUGAUGAUAAAGAAAUGUUCGUAACGAAACCAAUUGAUCUUCGUCAAUAUUUUAAACAUCCAUUAUGUCCAGUACCUUUACGUCCAAGUUCUUUAUUACUAACAAAAUCAACAACAACAACAACAACACUACGUAAUGCAUAUCGUAUGGAUAAUGAUUUACAAAAUUCGCCACUGGAUGCUCUUUUUGAAAUGACGAAGAAAACAUUCGACAAAUCAAGUAUGAAUUCAUUUGAUUCGGAUGUUUCAUUAAAAUUAACACAUGAAUUGCAUAAAAGAAAACGACGUAAAAAUCGUACAGCAUUUACUGCUCAACAAAUCUAUGCAUUAGAAAAACGUUUUACACAUCAAAGAUAUUUAACACCAAAUGAUCGUGAUCAAAUUGCUAAUGAAUUACAACUUUCACCUGCCCAAGUUAUUACUUGGUUUCAAAAUAGACGUGCUAAACUUAAACGAGAUUAUGAAGAAUUGAAGAAUGAUGUAAAUGCAGCGCGAAAAUUACAAGCUAUGGGAGAACCUGUUGAUUUUUAA
Rotaria sp. Silwood2 is the source of this 609-nucleotide messenger RNA. The record is from the annotation of a GenBank genome assembly. Lineage: Eukaryota; Metazoa; Rotifera; Eurotatoria; Philodinida; Philodinidae.